Aspergillus calidoustus is the source of this 1689-nucleotide messenger RNA. Lineage: Eukaryota; Fungi; Ascomycota; Eurotiomycetes; Eurotiales; Aspergillaceae. The record is from the annotation of a GenBank genome assembly.
CCCACGUGGCCAUCACCAGCCAAUCACAACGUGCUGCCGAUCGUGCUGCCCCUUGCAGCGUCGACAACCUCCAACUCGAUUCCAACCAAACCUUGGAAUAUAAAUUUCCCAUCCCAUCGCCUGCUCUUCACGGGCGGCUCCCUCGCCGCCCAGAACGUCGACAGCUUCUACCCGCCCCUCAACCACACCACCUACAUCACCAAUGCCUCGCUCGGCACCUACGGUGGGGUCUUCAAUGCGCCCUCCGAUAAGGCGAGUCCGCCGCCCACCGAGCUCACCUACAACUACUGCUCCAUGCCGCAUCCGCAUGUAGACACGUAUGAGCUUCCCGGACCCGUUCAAGACCGCAAGGUCAAGGCCAAGAUUGUGUAUCUCGAGUAUCUCCAGCGGCAUCAGAGGCGGACGCCGUAUAAUAUCCUUCCUGGGGGCGAGAACCAAGAAUACAACUGCGAAGACCUGUACCAGCACCAAUACGCGGCUCCCGCGACCCCCUCCCCGGGCCACGGCCGCGGCCCCAAAGGCGCCCCCGCGCCCCUUGAAGUCUACGGCAAAGCCUACACCGACCCAACAAACCCCUUUCUGACCAACUACGUCAACGGCUCCUGCCAGUAUCCCCAACUGACCAUCGGCGGCUACCUCGACGGCUACCAGCACGGCCGCGACCUGCACGCCGUCUACAGCAAGAAACUGGGCCUCAUCCCCAAGACCCUCGGCAAAAAGGACCUCGACCGCGUCUGGUUCCGCUCAACGACCUCCCAACUGACCCAGGGAUCCGCCGGCGGCGUCCUCCGCGGCCUCUGGCCCGACUACGAGGGCGCCCUCCCGCUGCACCAGCAAGCUUCUGCAGUGGAUACCGUGAACCGCGGAUUCCCCUGCGCGGCGCGGAACACGAUUCUCGCUGCGGUGCAGUCGGGGCCCGAGUGGGAGGAGCAUUUGGCGGUUACGGCGCCGCUGCGGGAUACGCUUGCGAGCAUGUUUGAUGCGCAGGACGCGAGCGACUGGUUGAAUACGUGGGAUCAUUUCGCGGAUAAUUUCCAGGCGCGGCUGUGUAAUGGAUACGAUCUCCCCUGCAGCCUGACCGAGGAGGGGAAAUGUGUGAGUACCGACCAGGCGUACGAGGCGUUCCGGGCCGGCGAUUGGAUGUACAACUGGUGGUGGAGACGGAACCAGAAUGUCACCGAAUACAUUACGGUGAUUGAGGGGAUGUUUAUCAAAGAGCUUGUGGCGAAAUUCGAGGCGGUUGCGCGUGGCGAUUCGAAGGUCGUGUACAGUCACAACUUUUUGCACGAUGGCGAUAUCGCGCCGAUGUUGGGGGCCCUCGGGAUCAAUGCGCUGAGGUGGCCCGGGAUGGCGUCGAACAUCGCGAUUGAGAUUUGGGAAACGUCCAAGAAUCAGUUUUAUGCACGUGUGCUAUACAGCGGACGGGCGAUCGAGACGAUUCAUGGGACAUUGGACUGGAUUCCAUUAAGCAAGCUGAUCGAUAUCCUCAGUGUGUAUAUCCCAGAGGACAUCUUUGCUUUGUGCGGUUAAACGCCUUUGUUUUAUUAGCUUGGAUAUAGGAAUGUUGCAUAAGGGGUGUGGUAUCUAGUACCACAUGAACGUAAAAAUAAAUUUGACAACUCAGUACUAUCAUUGACUGAAUUAUCUUGGGCAUAGUCGCCAAAAUACUAGACAGGUCUCCCUUCCGCC